AUGUCGGUGGCCGAAUAUGCUGCCAAAUUUGAAGACCUGAUAAGAUAUUGUCCCCACUACAACAAUGUUGAGAACGAGAGGUCGAAGUGCGUCAAAUUCGAGAAUGGCUUGCGACCAGAGAUCAAGGCAGGUAUUGGAUAUCAAGAGCUCCGUCAGUUUGCUACCUUGGUCAACAAGAGUCGGAUCUAUGAAGAAGAUAACAAAGCUAAGAGCAACCACUACAAGGCCUUGAGCGACAAGAAGAAUGCGGGCCAGAACCGCAGCAAACCAUAUGACAAGUCGAAAGUAGAUCAGGAAGGUAAGCAGAAGACUACUGAUGGGCAUGACACAAGUGGGGGAGGCCGUUGCUAUAGGUGUGGCGAGACAGGACACAAGAUCGCCGAGUGCAAGGCGAAGAAUCUGAAAUGUUAUAAAUGUGGAAAGCCGGGACAUUUUGCAAAUGAGUGUAAAAAUCCCGUGAUUUGUUUUAAUUGUUCAGAGCCAGGCCAUAUUAGUACCGAGUGUGACAAACCAUGGAGGACACGAGAUGCUACUCCGGCGAAAGGGAAGGUGUUCGCCUUGUGGGGCUCGGAGCCAGAUGCAUGA
Trifolium pratense (red clover) is the source of this 585-nucleotide messenger RNA. RefSeq names its product DNA-binding protein HEXBP-like. The transcript has a single exon. Gene Ontology annotation, cellular component: cytoplasm. NCBI's taxonomy places the organism in Eukaryota, Viridiplantae, Streptophyta, Magnoliopsida, Fabales, Fabaceae. The record is from RefSeq and is a predicted model, not a curated record. The coding region runs from base 1 to 585 and encodes 194 amino acids. Gene Ontology annotation, molecular function: translation regulator activity; zinc ion binding; mRNA binding. Gene Ontology annotation, biological process: positive regulation of cytoplasmic translation.